AUGAUAAAAGCGAGACAUCUACAAGGUUUUGUGCAUAGGCCAGCAGAGAAGAGAAAAGACCAAUGGGUCAAGCCAUUUAGAUGGCGUAAUGACAGAAAAGCAAAACGACAAUGCAGUAGAUCAAGGGAACGACCCCAAGAGUAUCGUGAUGAACACAAGAAUCCACCUCGUCGUAUUAUUAACACCAUAGUAGGAGGGUUUUUAGGGGAAAGAGUGGAGACAUGUGGAUGCAUAGACUUGUAUACCCUUUUCGGUUCUAAACGGGAAGCGAAGGGCAUUAAGGUAACUUACCUGGUGGUUCACGCAAACACCUCGUAUAACAUAUCGCUCGGGUGUCCCUCCGUCAAUAAAUUGAAAGUCAUAGUACCUACUCCCUACCUCGCCAUGAAGUUCCCUUUGGACAAAGGUAGAAUCAUAACCGUCCAUGCAGAUCAUAAGCUUGCUAGGGAGUGUUAUUUUGUAAGUUUGUGCCUAAAGCCCUUGCUUAAUUUGAGUAGGGACGUCAAUAUAGUCUCUCCUCGGGUAGGAGUAGACCUCUUGGACAUGGAACUCAAUCCAAGAAUGAACGAAGGGUUUCAGGUUGAGCCUAAUGAGGAAAAGAAAUCCUUCCAGUUAGGAAAAAUGCAUGAACAAGUCACAUACCUAGGAGCCGAGUUAUCACAAGAUAAACAAGAAGCAAUUCAAAAGAGAAAGAUGGGAGGUGAUCAAGCCUGUGCUGUUCGGGAGGAGACUGAUAAGGUACUAAUGGCAGGCUUUAUCUGGGAGGUGCAAUAUUCAACUUGGUUAGCCAAUGUUGUGAUGGUGAAAAAAGAAAACAGAAAGUGGAGGAUGUGCAUUGACUUCACGGUCCUGAAUAAAGCAUGCCCCGAAGAUGCCUAUCCCCUGCCUAACAAUGAUGCCUUAGUGGACGGAGCAUUAGGACACAAAUUCCUCAGUUUCCUAGGUGCUUACUCUGGAUAUAAUCAAAUCAGGAUCGCAACAUACCAAAGGCUAAUGGAUAAAAGUAUCACUAAGCAGCUCGGGGGGUGUUUGGAAGUAUAUGUGGAUGACAUUGUUGUCAAGUCCAUGGCAAUAGAUGAACAUGUGAUGAAUUUGACUGAAGUCUUUUUGGAAGCAAGAAGUUGUCGAAUAGCUACGCUAUCUCAAUUUUUUCCUAAGAUGGCAGAAAAAACACAACCAUUUGCAGAUCUCCUUAGAAAGGCACAGAAAUUCAAAUGGUCCAAAAAUUGUGAAACUGCUUUUAGACAAUUUAAGACCAUCUUAGCAACACCACCCAUAUUGACCAAGCCUAAGCCUGAUUUGGACAUGAUCGUCUAUCUUGCAAUAUUAGACAAUGCCAUUAGCUUGGUCCUCCUACAAGAGAUGCCAGAGCAGGUACCUGUCUACUUCAUAAGCCGAACACUACAUGAUGUCGAGACAUGA
Molecule: messenger RNA, 1422 nt
Organism: Abrus precatorius (Indian licorice)
Lineage: Eukaryota; Viridiplantae; Streptophyta; Magnoliopsida; Fabales; Fabaceae
Exons: 5
Coding region: 1-1422 (473 amino acids)
Source: RefSeq, a predicted model, not a curated record